AUGUUCUGUGGGCAGUAUCUGGCGAUAGGGAGGCUGGAUGGCUGCGUGACGAUCGUCGACUUCGAGACCAAGAGGACAAUCAAAUUCUUGAUGGGUCAUGUCAAGCCGAUCACCUCAUUGGACUGGAGCCGUAAUUCUCGCUAUCUGUUGAGCUCGAGUAGAGAUUGGAACGUGAUCAUUUGGGACUUAAACUCCGGUGAGCGCAAGCAGACCGUGCGAUUCGAUGCUCCUGUCACCAGUGCCCAGUUCCAUCCAAUCAACAGAUUUCCAGAAAAUUACUCGUCGUCACUCUUCAAAGUCAAGAGGAAGCGAUUUUUGUGGAUCUUCGCUCUCAAGGUGGAAGAUGGGAAUUGGACGCGCGACAAUCUCACCAGUCUACCAACCCAGACAAAAACCCAUCUACCCACAAGAGCCCGGAAAAGGACCAGGCUUCCUCUGGCAAGCGUGCAUCGCGUCGGAAGAGACAGGCUGCUACCGUUGCUAGAUUCAAUCCCAGUGGUGACCUGA
Molecule: messenger RNA, 507 nt
Organism: Puccinia triticina
Lineage: Eukaryota; Fungi; Basidiomycota; Pucciniomycetes; Pucciniales; Pucciniaceae
Exons: 3
Coding region: 1-507 (168 amino acids)
Cellular component (GO): Set1C/COMPASS complex
Molecular function (GO): protein binding
Source: RefSeq, a predicted model, not a curated record